GCGCGCGCACGUAUAACGGGAAUGGUUUAUAAAAUGUUGUGACGUAGAUCAUCAGUUUCGCUUGCGCAGCGUGAACCCGAAUACCGCGUGAUUUUUACUCCUCCCAAGCGAAGUGCAGUGAACUUACGAGACGCUGGUGCGGGCAUUGAACUGAGACCUACGCGAAUGUGUAGCUCCUUGUGAGACCUUCUAUUGAAUGUUAUCGCCCGAUUUCAGUAGCUCAGCUGCGCUGCUUAGAGAAGUCAGUGCAUUCUGCAGCAAACCCUUGAAAGUUCAAAUUGCGUCCCAAGAGCAGCAGUCAUGUCUGGAUACGAAGUGACCAUGUACAAGCCCCUAUGUCACUGGGUUCGGUGCCGCGGUGUGCACUUACCGCACAACGCUGUAUCCGGAGGCACGGACCUGCAAGGAGAGGAGACGUUCGUGGGGCGUGCUGUGCACGAUGGCGACGUCAUACCGGGAAAGGUUGUGCCUUCCCGCGGCAUUUGUUACGUCGCUUACGGAUCAUGCGAACACGGCUACGAAGACUAUCAGGUGCUUGUCUCCGAUGGAGCUUCACUGGGGUGGCUACCGGCAUCCGAUGGCUCAUUGCCGACUGGCGCCGUUCAAGGUGGCACUAAUUCUGAGGGUGAACCGCUCUAUAUUGGCCGCACCCAUCACAAUGGCAUGCUGAUCGUCGGCAAGGUCCACCCGUCCCACAAGUGUAUAUACAUUCCGUUAAGCACUUUCGAGCAUAGAUACACAGAGUAUGAGGUCCUGGUAUGGAAGACAAUCAACUUCUGAGAAGAUGCCAGCAAGAAUCUCGAACGUUGCCGUCUAACGCGCAUCGCAAAUGACCGUCCGCAUGCUAAAAAGCAGAGAACAAUGCGUACUGCUGUAAAAAAAGGUGUGCAUUAGACAGAUGCAUUUCGAAUAUAUGUGUCUUCAGACGUCAUUUUAUUCCUUCUUAAAAUGGUAGCUCCAGCGGUAAAUUUGGGUUAUACGUCUAAGGACACAAAAAGAUAAGGGCGGAUAAUGCCGACACUGACGAGUGUAGCUAUGUCAUGGCGAUAAUUGAUGCCGAGCAGUCUUUUAACAGCGGAGCUGGGUUGGCAAAACUCCGGGAUCGCGCGCGCAAAACUGGGCGCGUAUUCGCCACAGAAAGCGGGUGUGUGCCAAACAGCUCCUAGCACAGCAUAGCCACCAUGCACAGCAUCGUAUAGCAAAGAGGAGGGAAAGGGGAGUGAGGGAGAGAAGGAGUGAUGUGAGGGUGAGGUGGAAGGAAAGGAGGAGGUGAGAGGGCCAGGAACUGCAUAGCCUUGUAUAGUAUAGUUUAGCAAGGGGAUGGUAAGGGGUAGUGAGGGUGAGGAGGUGCGGAGGAGCGGAGUAGGAAAAGGAGCAAGCGAUAGGUUAAACCAUAGCAUAAACAUCUACAGUAUAGCAUAGUAAGGGAUGGGAAAGAGAAGUAUGUCCCAAGCACUUCCUACAAUAGCAUAACCAUGCAUAUCAUAGCAUACCAAGGCGUGAGAAAGGGAAUUGAGUGAGGAGGGGUGAUGUGAGGGUUAGGAGGAUGAAAGAAGUAGAAAA
Messenger RNA from Rhipicephalus sanguineus (brown dog tick), 1563 nucleotides. RefSeq names its product natterin-4. The record is from RefSeq and is a predicted model, not a curated record. The transcript has 3 exons. Bases 301 to 780 code for a protein of 159 amino acids. NCBI's taxonomy places the organism in Eukaryota, Metazoa, Arthropoda, Arachnida, Ixodida, Ixodidae.